AUGGUCUACGUUGACCAAACAGGCACGUUCCGCCAGCUUAUUUCCGAAGGAUCAAAGUCUGCCAGCAGUUCACCUGUGUCGUCGCGUCCUCACAGCCGCGCCAGCUCUCGACACAGACAACAGCAAGCGGCAGAAGAUGACGGCUUCCUCAAGGAGGCUUACCAGAUUUACGGCCAUCUUUCUGAUCUGGGUCGCUUGCUAAAGGCGGUUCGGAAGCCAUACCUGUCUACGACGGAACCUCCACCACUCUCACGGCGGGGACGGACCUCGGCUGCCAACGGAGACGAAGACGAGUUGCACCGCUUUGAAGGGACCAAGUACUUAUCCGAGCGGGAGCGCGACGAGAUCGAGGUGCGGGCCAAGAUGAUCCUGCGGCGAUGUCGGGAUCGGGUCACGACGCUAGAAGUAGACGAGAAGGCACGCAAGGACAAGGUCGCGCCGCCACCACCAGCAAUCUUCAACUGGUUGCCCUCACUCGCACCACCAAAGGAAGAGGACGCUGAGCCUCUGAUCGCGGCGCACCGUGGCACCAUCAUCUGGACGUUGAACGACAUGCUGGCCAAGCUGUCGGCGACACAGACCAACAUGCAGGAAGAGCGUGCGAAGAGGAGGGACGAACGUAACCGCACGCUUGGAGGCGGGGCAACGCGUGAGGCAGCCCAGCUCCAAGUCGCUGCCGAGCGCUCGAACGGGCCCAUGCCCGUGCCCGCGGCUGCGCUCAACAUUACGCCUGCGGACGAGCCCGCGAUCGAAGAACAGCUGUCGGCCCACCAGCUGCAGCAGUUUGAGUCGGAGAACAACGCGCUUCUCGAACAUAUGGAGAGUCAAUUGUCGUCGGUCCUCGCGGCCGAGAAGAGCCUGCUCGAGAUCAGCGCCAUGCAGACUGAGCUCGUGCGCCAUCUCGUCCAGCAGACCGAGAUCAUCGACCGGCUGUACGACGAGGCUGUUGGUAGCGUCUCGGAGAUGGGCAAGGCGAACAAGCAGCUCAAGAGAGCCAAAGAGAGGAGCGGGGAGGCGCGUUUCAUGCUCCUCGUCUUCCUCAUCGGCGCUACAUUCUCGCUCCUCUUCCUCAACUGGUACUCGUAG
Messenger RNA from Cutaneotrichosporon cavernicola, 1086 nucleotides. RefSeq lists its product as uncharacterized. The transcript is spliced from 3 exons. Gene Ontology annotation, biological process: retrograde vesicle-mediated transport, Golgi to endoplasmic reticulum. NCBI's taxonomy places the organism in Eukaryota, Fungi, Basidiomycota, Tremellomycetes, Trichosporonales, Trichosporonaceae. Gene Ontology annotation, cellular component: SNARE complex; endoplasmic reticulum. The coding region runs from base 1 to 1086 and encodes 361 amino acids. The record is from RefSeq and is a predicted model, not a curated record.